This is a messenger RNA of Alternaria atra, 4299 nucleotides long. RefSeq lists its product as uncharacterized. The transcript is spliced from 6 exons. NCBI's taxonomy places the organism in Eukaryota, Fungi, Ascomycota, Dothideomycetes, Pleosporales, Pleosporaceae. Gene Ontology annotation, biological process: protein phosphorylation. Bases 1 to 4299 code for a protein of 1432 amino acids. Gene Ontology annotation, molecular function: ATP binding; protein kinase activity. The record is from RefSeq and is a predicted model, not a curated record.
AUGUUUUCCAACGCCCUAAAGUCCUUCACCUCCAACAUCUCGAGCAACUACACCCUCAGCCCGCAACCCACGUCGCAUUCCGGGCCAUGGAAGAUCUACGAUGCGAAGAAGAAGUCGACUGGCAAGGCGGCGUCGGUCUUUGUCUUCGACAAGAAGUCGCUAGAACCACCAGCUGGCGCAGGCUUCGGCGGACGCUCAGCCGCUUCAGGACUCAAGCGCGCGCAUGAGGAGGUCGUCGAAAGACUCAAGAAAGAGGCCAGUUCUUUGGCUCGGCUACGACAUCCCAACGUGUUGGAGCUGGCUGAGCCUGUCGAGGAAACUCGUGGUGGCGGCCUCAUGUUUGCGACAGAGCCCGUCACUGCAUCCCUCGCUGGACUGCUGCAAGAAAAAGAUGAGCAGGAGAAGGCUGGCGGUGUUGGUGGACGUCGCAGCCGAUACGUCGUCGAAGAAGCCGAUGGCCAGAAGCGAAGACGCGAACUCGAAAUCGAUGAGCUGGAGAUACAGAAAGGGCUGUUACAAAUUGCAAAGGGCUUGGAAUUCCUGCACGAGAGCGCUGGAUUGGUCCACGCGAAUUUGACUCCAGAAGCCAUCUUUAUCAAUGCCAAAUCCGAUUGGAAGAUCUCUGGUCUGGGUUUCUCGACGCCUCCAGAGAACUCCACGAAGCCUACCUCUGUAACGCCCAUCUCGCUCUCAGAAGUCCUGAACCACGACGCCCGCCUGCCACGAUACGUUCAGUUGAACAUAGACUACUCGUCGCCCGACUUCAUCAUGGAUAACAACAUAACACCUGCGGCAGACAUGUUCAGUCUGGGUAUGCUAAUAAUCGCACUAUACAACUCACCGCACAAGAGCCCUUUGGAAUUCAAUGGAAGCUCUUCCUCCUACAAGCGGGCAUUCUCUUCCUCCUCCUCAAUUCCAAGUAAGACGAACAACUUCAUGGCUUCACAACCAUUGCCGCGAGAUCUCGCAAACGGUGUCCUAGAUCGCUUGAUAACGCGGCGGCCGGCGCAACGACUGGACGCCCGAGAGUUUCAGCAAGCACAAUACUUCGACAACAUCCUCGUAUCUACCAUCCGCUUUCUUGACUCCCUUCCUGGAAAGACGCCCAAUGAGAAGUCACAGUUCAUGCGUGGUCUACCACGUAUCUUGAACCAGUUCCCCAAAUCUGUACUCGACAAGAAGAUAUUGCCUGCCCUGCUUGAGGAGAUGAAGGAUCGGGAGCUGCUCACUCUGAUACUCCAAAACGUCUUCAAGAUUGUCACCAUGCUUCCAUCUGGCAAACGAGCCUUUACUGAGAAAGUGAUACCAAAGUUGCGAGAGAUAUUCCUGACUGCCGCAGCUGCAAACACGAAAGCGCCACAACAAGAGAGGGAUAGCCUCAAAGAAGCGGGACUUAUGGUACUCCUUGAAAACAUGCAGAUCGCUGCAGACAACUCCAGCGGCAAGGAGUUUAAAGAUGACAUACUCCCAAUCAUCAACUACGCCCUCGAAUCUCCCACUCACUCGCUCGUUGAUGCAGCACUACGUACGUUGCCUAUUGUUUUGCCGAUUCUCGACUUUUCGACCGUCAAGAACGAGCUUUUCCCUGUAAUCGCCAGCAUCUUUGCCAAAACCAGUAGUAUGGGCAUCAAAAUCCGCGGUCUAGAGGCAUUCAAGACACUCUGUGGAGGAGGAAACGAACAGCAAGACGACCAAGGAGAUGGUCUUACUGGAAUGGUAGCAGCACCCAAGGCCAAGAGCUCGAGCGUAUCUAUCCUCGACAAGUACACUAUUCAGGAGAAGAUUGUACCACUGCUUCGUGGCAUCAAGACGAAGGAGCCUGCUGUUAUGAUGGCUGCGCUAGAUGUCUUCAAGGCUAUCAGCAAUCAAGUUGACAGCGACUUCCUUGCUAUGGAUGUGCUUCCUAUACUAUGGCAGUUCAGCCUGGGACCUUUGCUCAAUCUACAGCAAUUCCAAUCGUACAUGAGCCUCAUCAAGAUGACGUCUGCGCGUGUCGAGAACGAACAGACACGUAAGCUGCAAGAGCUCGGCGCAAACAACUCCACAGCUACCACACGCAACGAGUUCAUGUCUUUUGGCGGCCCAUCAGCAACCAAUGGCUUCGACACUAGCAACGGAAACGGAGAUACAGACUUCGAGGCGCUUGUGCGUGGUGGACAACAAGGGUCAUCUGGCGGCACAGAUAUGCUAGGUGGGGACCCAUGGGCAAACGCCUCAGCAUCCACUACAUCUUCCGCUGUCCUCCCCUCACGACCGUCCACCAAUCGAACAAGAUCCAACAACGCAUCACCAGCAGCAACCUUUUCUUGGUCCACACCCCCCGUCUCCCCACCACCAACCACCAAUCUCAGCGCCCCAAAACCACAAAGCAGAGCCAUAACACCAGACAACACACUAAACACACUCAACUCCUCUUUCCCCGCCCUGAGCGCCGCAAACCCAGGCAUCGGUAGCACCUCCUUCACCCAGCCUCAACAACAACAAGUCCGGCCAGCCAUGAGCAUGAACAACAUGAUAUCUCCCACCUCCACCACAACACCCUCGUAUACCAAUAACAUGCAAAGCCCAGGUAUCGACUGGAGUAAAGCAGGCAACUCGUCAAUGGCCUCGAACAAUUGGGGCGGUAUGGGUACAUCGAAUAUUAAUACAAACACAAUGUCAAACUCCAUGUCGAGCUUCCCUUCUAUAGCACCACCACCUUCACAAUCACGGACGCAAUCCCCUUAUUCGUCUUUCAGCAUUGCGCCUCCGCCGUUGAAACCGGCAGGUGCGGAGGUGCAUUCGUUGCGUAAAAUGGCGUUGAAGUCGUUCUUCGGCGGCAAGGCGUCGCCUACCGACACCACCAGCCAAAGCAGUAAUGAAAGAGUCGCAUUGGAGAAAGAGAAGGGCUACGACGCUGAAGCAGCAGGAGGAAUCCUACCUACCUCCGCCGACACCGACUCUGACGCCAGUAUCACUAUUGGCAGACAGAUCGAACUGGAAGCCAACAAUGCCAUCAAGUACCGCACUUGCAGUUGGCCAAAGACUGCGGCGCUGUUGUUCUCCGAGUACAUCUGUCUGGCCAUCAUGUCCUUUCCAUGGUCCUACUCCAUCCUUGGCCUCGUUCCGGGCUUGAUCUUGACUUUUGUCAUUGCCGGUCUCGUCCUGUAUACGUCCUUGACUACAUGGGAAUUCUGCAUGCGCCACCCCCAGAUUCGCGACGUCUGUGAUAUUGGCCAGAUGCUUUUCUGGAACAAGAAAUGGGCCUUCUACGCGACAGCAGUCAUGUUCGUCCUCAACAACGUAUUUAUCAUGGGUCUGCACUGUCUCGUUGGAGCCAAGUGGUGGAACACUAUCACUGGACAUGGUACUUGCACAAUCGUCUUCGCCGCCAUAACCGCCAUCAUCUCAUUUGCGGCUUCUCUCCCUCGAACCUUUAGCACCUUGGCCACUCUGGCGACUGCGUCCGCCGCCUUCACUUUCAUCUCCGUCAUCCUUGCGGCAGCAUUUUCCGGUGUUGACGGUAAGCCCGCAGGCUACCCAAGCGAAGGCGAGCUGCAGGUUUACGCCGUACCCCCAGCUGGAACCACUUUCGUAAUGGGCAUGAGUGCCUUUAUGAAUAUUAGCUAUACCUUUAUUGGCCAGAUUACCCUUCCCAGCUUCAUUGCUGAGAUGAAGGAACCCAAAGACUUCCCCAAGGCACUCUGGGCUGUCACCAUUUGCGAGGUUCUCGUAUUCAGUUUGGUUGGAGGCGUUGUGUACGGUUACACUGGUACCAACUACAUGACCUCCCCGGCCUUUGGCUCCAUCUCCAACGAAGUCUACAAGAAGGUGUCUUUCACCUUCAUGGUACCCACAAUCAUCUUCCUCGGUGUUUUGUAUGCCUCGGUAACAGCUCGCUUUGUCUUGUUCCGCAUCUACGGUUCUCAGUCCCGACACAGGACCGGUCACACCGUUGCUGGAUGGCUCACAUGGAUCGCAAUCCUUGCUGUGCUAUGGGUUUUCGCCUUCAUCAUCGCCGAGGUCAUUCCUUUCUUCUCCGACUUGCUCUCGCUUAUGAGCUCCCUGUUCGAUUCGUUCUUCGGAUUUAUCUUCUGGGGCGUAGCGUACAUUCGUCUUCGCAGGGAGAGGUGGGGACCGGACUUCUGGAAGACACGUGGGUUCCGUGGAUACGCCGGGUUUUUCUUCAACAUUGUACUUUGCCUCAUUGGCCUAUUGUUCUUGACUGCGGGUACAUACGCAACUGUCCAGUCCAUCAUCGACGGCUACAAGGCUGAUGGUUUUGGUGGACCUUUUACUUGCGCCGACAACGGCUUGUAG